Molecule: messenger RNA, 1176 nt
Organism: Diaporthe amygdali
Lineage: Eukaryota; Fungi; Ascomycota; Sordariomycetes; Diaporthales; Diaporthaceae
Product: snare domain-containing protein
Exons: 3
Coding region: 1-1176 (391 amino acids)
Biological process (GO): intracellular protein transport; vesicle fusion; vesicle-mediated transport
Cellular component (GO): membrane; endomembrane system; SNARE complex
Molecular function (GO): SNAP receptor activity; SNARE binding
Source: RefSeq, a predicted model, not a curated record
AUGUGGCGAGACCGGACCAACCUGUAUCUCUCCUACCGACAGUCCUACGCUCACCACCCCACCCACCGGAACAAGUAUGGCGGUAGCAACAACCUCACCAGCGCCGAGCGCUUCGGCUCCUCUACCGGCGCCUCCGUGCUCUUCUCUGCCGACGAGUCCUCGGACCGGCGCGGUCUCCUAGCGGGCGGCGACUAUCAUGAUGACGGCGACGCGGUGAUAGAGAUGGACUUGUUGCCUCCGCGCUGGGCCGACAUUACAGACGAGGUGACAGAUCUCCUGGCCGACAUUGCCAAGAAGUCGCAGAAGCUCGAGAGGCUACACCAGAAGCAUGUGCUUCCGGGAUUCGAUGACGAGGGCACGAAGAAGGCCGAAGAAAGGGAUAUCGAGAGGUUGACACAGGACAUCACCCGUGGUUUCCACGAUUGCCACCGGUGCAUCCAGCGCAUCGAGGCCAUGGUGCGGGAAUCCAAGGAUGCCGGCACCAUGACGAGGGCGGAGGAGGUCAUGGCCAAGAAUAUCCAGAUAUCGCUUGCAGCAAGGGUACAGGAAGCGAGCGCGGGCUUCAGAAAGAAGCAGAAACUGCGUGGCCUUAGCAAUCCCAGCGGCAUGCUUUCCCCCGGCCCCGAACGUGCCUCCACGCCCUCCAAUUACAUGGACCCCUCGCUUCUCGACUCCGAGACAGACAAGUCCUUCUCCCAAUCCACACUACAGUCCUCGAUGCAGCAGAAACAACUCCACUCCAACGACGCGGCCAUUGUUCAACGAGAGCGCGAGAUCGAGGACAUUGCUCAGGGCAUCAUCGACCUGUCGGACCUAUUCCGCGAUCUGCAAAGUAUUGUAAUCGACCAGGGGACCAUGCUGGACCGAAUCGACUACAACGUGGAGCGGAUGGCCGUAGAUGUCAAGGAAGCGGACAAGGAGCUGAACGUUGCGAGUGGGUAUCAAAAGAAAACGACAAAGAGGAAAAUCAUUCUGCUUUUGAUAUUGAUUAUCGUGGGCAUGAUCAUAUUAUUGGCGAUCAAGCCAAAACGGCAGAGCGACAGUGGCGGUGGAGGCGGUGGAGGCGGUAGUCCAGCAGAGGAAGAGCAGGCAAUAGAAAGGGAUGCGUUGCCUGGAGAUGGCGGAGGCAGCCCGUUUCUCGCAAGGGCUGUGUUAGAUCACUUGAUAUAUAGAUAG